AUGCUGGAGACUCUUGUUUCAGAGAACCCUACCGUUACCACUAGGGAACUUGCAGAACAGUUAAACGUGGCCCAUACAACCGUGGUACGCCAGCUAAAACACAUUGGAAAGGUUUCAGUGACUGGAAAAUGGAUCCCUCACGAGCUGUCUCCAGAGAAUUGUGCUGCUUGUUGUCAAUCAUUGCUUUCGAGACACUUUCAAGCAACAUUUUUAGAUAGGUGUGUUACAGGUGAUGAGAAGUGGAUUCUUUACCAUAAUGUUCAACGCCGCCGUUCUUGGAUCAGUCGAAGAGGACGGCCAGUUCAACAACCGAGAGCAGGACUUCAUUCAAAGAAGAUCAUGACGAGAGUAUGGUGGGAUAUCAAAGGAAUAAUCCAUUAUGAACUGUUGGACAACAACCAAACAAUUAAUGUGAGCAAUUUCGUCGUUUGA
Octopus bimaculoides (California two-spot octopus) is the source of this 432-nucleotide messenger RNA. Its product is annotated as histone-lysine N-methyltransferase SETMAR-like. NCBI's taxonomy places the organism in Eukaryota, Metazoa, Mollusca, Cephalopoda, Octopoda, Octopodidae. The record is from RefSeq and is a predicted model, not a curated record.